CGUGACUUUCUGGAGCAUCUCGCCCAAAUCUAGUUGCUACCCAUUCCAGAGCUUGCAGCAAUACAUCGGACAUACUCACCAUGGUCCAAUACCUCUGUUUCCUCGUUGCUACUCUCCUUGCGGCCUCUGCAGUCAUUGCCCACCCGGGCCACGACGUGGCCGAGGAGGCCGUGGAAAGGGCAGAGUUCUUCAAGCGCAACCCACGAACGUUGCGGUCCUGCGCGUCCGCGUUGAGCAAAAGAGGACUGGAGUCGGCCAGCAUUGCUCGCCGACGGGCCCUGGCCGACGACUUGCGCAAGCGCCGUGGUCUGGCCGGCAAACCUCUGAUCCACCGACGAGACUUCAGCGCCUACAACUUCACGCACCAGAGCACCGACUCGGCCGUAUCGCUGGACGUGGACGAGACGGUCCUCUUCGCGGACAACUCCUCGUGCGCGCUGCAGGCCGACGUCACCCAAGGCCCGUACUUUGUCAAGGGAGAGCUGAUCCGCCCGAACCUGGUGGAGGACCAGCAGGGCGUCCCGCUCACGCUGGACAUCCAAAUCAUCGACACGACCACCUGCGAGCCGAUCCCGGCUCUGUUUCUGGACAUCUGGCACUGCAACUCCACAGGCGUGUACAGCGGCGUGGUUGCCUCGGGGAACGGGAACAGCAACGACAGCACGAAUCUCAACCAGACCUUUCUGAGAGGGAUUCAGCAGACCGACGGGAACGGCAUUGCCCAGUUCGAGACGCUUUUCCCAGGGCACUAUACCGGGCGCGCCAACCACAUCCACGUCCUCACGCACAACCAAAACGCCACGACCGUCCGCGUGAACGGCACGUUACUCGGCACCAAUGCGUCGGCCAACGUCCACGCCUCACAUGUCGGCCAGCUUUUCUUCGACCAAGACCUCAUUGCCCAGGUCGAGGCGGUUUCUCCUUACGCCACAAACACUCAAGAGUUGACGUUGAAUUCGGAGGACAGUAUCCUGGGUUCAGAAGCUGACAGCACCGAUCCUUUUGUUGAGUACGUGCUGCUGGGAGACACGGUGCAGGACGGGAUUCUGGCCUGGAUCAGCAUUGGAAUCGAUCCGACCGAAGACGAGGAAGUCAGCAAUGCCGCUACAUACUACAAAGACGGGGGAGUAGCCUCGGAUAACAACGCAAUGGGAGGAGCAGGCGGAGGCAGUCCACCAAACGGCACUGCGGCUAGUCAGGGAGCACCCAGUGGGAGCCUGCCAGCGACCAGUUUGAGUCAGCCGAGUGCAUAGACGAUGAUUUCGUUUCGUUCUGCAUUGUUAUCGCAUCUAGUGGUUUUACUCCCGGUAGAAGACCACGCAGCGAUCGUUGAGGGGGUAAAGGUGUUCCAGGGAUUUGAUUAUAUGGUUGAUAGUAUGUCCGUUCGAAACGCUUUGACCUCCUUCGUCAGAGACAUACCUGCGUCACCUCGGGACCCAGUCGUGAAAGGAUCGACGGGAUGAGGCUCCAAUCCGUAAGGCUGAGAAGGCGCAGUCCAUAGCUUCUACUUCGUAACUUGCGCAGGUCCUGUGGCUCCAUCGGCUUCAAUUACUUGUCGCCUGCUUUGCGACGUGCCUGAGGCUCAAAGCCUAGAAAACACAGGGGAAAGUGUUGAUGAGGAGAAAGCACGGAGGCGACGAAGCACCGUAAGGGAAGGGAGAUAGGAUCCUUGCAGGGAAAGAGGCGUGAGAUCAUGAUUGUCAAGUCUCGCCAGGGCGUAGAAUAUUCUGGCUAACGGUUUGAAGUCUUUGUGGGAUUCUCUGCAAGAGUAUCUGGAGGUGAG
Cladophialophora immunda is the source of this 1783-nucleotide messenger RNA. RefSeq lists its product as uncharacterized. The coding region runs from base 81 to 1253 and encodes 390 amino acids. The record is from RefSeq and is a predicted model, not a curated record. NCBI's taxonomy places the organism in Eukaryota, Fungi, Ascomycota, Eurotiomycetes, Chaetothyriales, Herpotrichiellaceae. The transcript has 2 exons. Gene Ontology annotation, molecular function: ferric iron binding; oxidoreductase activity, acting on single donors with incorporation of molecular oxygen, incorporation of two atoms of oxygen.